Ochotona curzoniae (black-lipped pika) is the source of this 2323-nucleotide messenger RNA. RefSeq names its product calcium/calmodulin dependent protein kinase kinase 1 (gene CAMKK1). NCBI's taxonomy places the organism in Eukaryota, Metazoa, Chordata, Mammalia, Lagomorpha, Ochotonidae. Gene Ontology annotation, biological process: activation of protein kinase activity; protein phosphorylation; CAMKK-AMPK signaling cascade. The record is from RefSeq and is a predicted model, not a curated record. The transcript is spliced from 16 exons. Gene Ontology annotation, molecular function: ATP binding; protein kinase activity. Bases 207 to 1724 code for a protein of 505 amino acids.
GUUGGGGCACACAGGAAGUUUACCCCAGACAGGAAGGGCAGAGGGGUCAGGAGUCCGCUCACUUCCUUUUUCCGGAGAAGAUUCUGGAGGGCGAGGAGGGGCCCAUCUGAGCCUGGGGGUUCAGCCUGGGGUCUGGGUGUUGCUCAGCUUCACGGCCAAAGGUUCCCGGGACGGCCACGCAGAAGACGGCGCCCUUGACGGAGGCCAUGGAGGGAGGUCCUGCCGUCUGCUGCCAGGACCCCCGAACAGAACUGGUGGAGCGAGUGGCCGCCAUCGAUGUGACCUGCCUAGAAGAGCCGGACAGCGGCCCUGAGCCAGUCAGGACUGGUGUGGCACCUCCGCCGCGGCCCAGGGCAGCCUCCGUGAUCCCUGGCAACACCUCAAGACCCCUGCCGGCCCGGCCCAGCCUCUCCACCAGGAAGUUCUCACUGCAGGAGCGGCCAGCUGGAAGCUGCCUGGAGGCCCGGGCUGGGCCCUACGCAACAGGGCCUGCCAGCCACAUUUCCCCACGGACCUGGCGGAGGCCCACCAUUGAGUCCCACCAUGUGGCCAUCUCAGACGCGGAGGACUGUGUGCAGCUGAACCAGUACAAGCUGCAGAGUGAGAUAGGCAAGGGGGCCUACGGCGUGGUGAGGCUGGUGUACAAUGAAAGUGAGGACAGACACUAUGCAAUGAAGGUUCUUUCCAAGAAGAAAUUGCUAAAGCAGUAUGGCUUUCCACGUCGCCCACCCCCAAGAGGGUCCCAGGCUGCCCAGGGAGGCCCGGGCAAGCAGCUACUGCCAUUGGAGCGGGUGUACCAGGAGAUCGCCAUCCUGAAGAAGCUGGACCAUGUGAAUGUGGUCAAACUGAUUGAGGUCCUGGACGAUCCAGCUGAGGACAACCUAUAUUUGGUGUUUGACCUCCUGAGAAAGGGACCUGUCAUGGAAGUGCCCUGUGACAAGCCUUUUCCCGAAGAGCAAGCCCGGCUGUACCUGCGGGACAUCGUGCUGGGCCUGGAGUACUUGCACUACCAGAAGAUUGUCCACAGGGACAUCAAGCCGUCCAACCUGCUGCUGGGGGAUGACGGGCACGUGAAGAUCGCCGACUUUGGAGUCAGCAACCAGUUUGAGGGCAGCGAUGCGCGGCUGUCCAGCACGGCUGGGACCCCGGCGUUUAUGGCCCCUGAGGCCAUUUCUGAUUCUGGCCAGAGCUUCAGUGGGAAGGCCUUGGACGUGUGGGCCACCGGCAUCACUCUGUACUGCUUUGUCUAUGGGAAGUGCCCGUUCAUUGAUGAUUACAUCCUGGCCCUGCACAGGAAGAUCAAGAACGAAGCUGUGGUGUUCCCUGACCAGCCAGAGGUCAGCGAAGAACUCAAGGACCUGAUCCUGAAGAUGCUGGACAAGAACCCUGAAACUAGAAUCGGGGUGCCAGACAUCAAAUUACACCCCUGGGUGACGAGGAAUGGGGAGGAGCCUCUGCCCUCAGAGGAGGAACAUUGCAGUGUGGUGGAGGUGACCGAGGAGGAGGUCAAGAACUCGGUCAAGGUCAUCCCCAGCUGGACCACGGUGAUCCUGGUCAAGUCCAUGCUGAGAAAGCGUUCCUUUGGGAACCCGUUUGAGUCGCAAGCACGGAGGGAAGAGCGCUCCAUGUCAGCUCCUGGAAGCUUGCUACCGAAAGAGACAUGUGGUGAAGGAGGCAAGAGCUCGGAGCUGCCCGGUGUCCAGGAAGACGAGGCUGCAUCCUGAGUCCCUGCAUGCGCCCAGGGCCGGUCGGCAGCACGCUCACCCUGCGCCUCCAGAGGCCCACGGCCCUCCCACAACAGCCGCCCCGCCCCCGUGGGCAGCGGGCUGGGGACCACACCCCCUCUCCCGGCUCCUCCUCCCCCGUCGUGCUGCAUGAGCUCGCGCAUGCACGUCCAGGGACAACAUCAUCGGGACACGUGUCAUCCGGGGCUUCGCCAUGGUGGUGGUUGGGGGGUUGGGGCCGAGUGCACUCUCCCUGGCCUGACCCACCCUGCAGUGGAGCCAGGUACCCAGAGCCUGGCUGGUUGGCAAGGCCUGGGGCAGGAAAAACCCAGAGGGCAGGUGGAGGCCUGGCUUAGCACCAGUGUAGAGCCCUUGUGUGGAGGAGUGCCAUGCCCCCCUCAGAUGUGGGCCUGGAGGCUCUGUCUGGCAGGUGUACCUGGGCCUCACCAGGCAGAGGGCCAGUGUGCUUUAACCCAAGGGGUGGCAGGAGAAGUCCCCCUGUGUGGGGAUGGCCAACAGCUUUGCAUCGUUCCCAGCAUGUGACCAAGAGGAUUGAACUGUGUUUCAGUACCCAGAAAUUGGGCUGAACCGAAAUGAGA